Molecule: messenger RNA, 4996 nt
Organism: Trematomus bernacchii (emerald rockcod)
Lineage: Eukaryota; Metazoa; Chordata; Actinopteri; Perciformes; Nototheniidae
Gene: wnt9a
Product: wingless-type MMTV integration site family, member 9A
Exons: 4
Coding region: 46-1245 (399 amino acids)
Biological process (GO): neuron differentiation; cell fate commitment; multicellular organism development
Cellular component (GO): extracellular region
Molecular function (GO): frizzled binding; cytokine activity
Source: RefSeq, a predicted model, not a curated record
GCUACUCAGGAGAAACGAAAUGAUCUGCCCUGGAGCCGCAGCAAAAUGCUGGAUGGACACCUACUCCUGGGAUGGUUAUCGUUCACAGUCAUAGUGUAUCUUCUCAACUUGCCUGGACCAACCGCAGCUUAUUUUGGGUUGACAGGUAAUGAACCGUUUUCUAACCUGCCACUGAACUCUCUACCAGAGGAGAACGUGGGCAGGGCCCACUACAAGCUGUGCGACCGGCUCAAACUGGAGAAGAAGCAGCGCAGGAUGUGCAGACGAGACCCGGGCGUGGCAGAGACCCUGAGAGAGGCCAUCACCAUGAGCGCCCAAGAAUGCCAUUAUCAAUUUCGCUUUGAGAGGUGGAACUGCCCCUUAGAGGGACGCCACCGAGCCAACAUACUGAAGAGAGGAUUUAAAGAGACAGCCUUCUUGUACGCCAUCUCCUCGGCCGGACUAACCCAUGCGAUGGCUAAAGCUUGCAGCGCAGGACGCAUGGAGCGCUGCACGUGUGACGAGGCCCCGGACCUGGAGAACCGCAAGGCUUGGCAAUGGGGAGGCUGCGGAGACAACAUAAAAUAUGCAAACAAGUUUGUUAGGGACUUCCUGGGCAAACGCUCCAAUAAGGACCUGCGCGCACGUGUGGACAUGCACAACACAAAUGUGGGCAUUAAGAUAACCAAGGGAAACAUCACUUGCAAAUGCCACGGUGUCUCCGGCUCCUGCACCGUCCGGACCUGCUGGAGGCAGCUGCUGCCCUUCCACGAGAUUGGCGCGAACCUGAAGCUGCUCUACGAGAACACCAGUAAGGUCGGCAGCUCCACCAAUGAGGCCACAGGGGAGGGAGAGAUAGCCACAGGCCGGAGACAGCAACAGCAGCAGCAGCAGCAGCAGCAGCAGCAGCAGCAGCAGCAGCAGCAGCAGCAGCAGCAGCAGGAGCAGCCGCAGCAGCAACAACAGCCGCCGCCUCCACCUCCACCUCCACCUCUGCCUGGCCCGAACGAUCAGAUCCCUCGCACGAUGACCUUGCUCCACAUCGAGGACUCGCCCAGUUUUUGUAGACCCAGCAAGUACUCAUCGGGCACAGCGGCCCGUACGUGCUACAAAGACAAUAACUGCGACGCUAUCUGCUGCGGUCGAGGCCAUAACACUGAAAGUAAGGAGGUGACUCGGCCUUGCCAGUGCCAGGUGCGCUGGUGCUGCUAUGUCGAAUGCAAGCAGUGCACGCAGAGAGAAGAGGUCUAUACCUGCAAAGGGUAAACCCGUGACCUGUCAGCCCCUAUGAUCAGCAAGUGAAGAUGGUGGUGUUGAAAAGGAGUGGCUGAUUUGUUCUCAAACAAGGUUUUGCUCACACUGUCGGAACAAUGUCCUGCUAACAAAAAAGGAGCAAGCCGAUGGAGAAGCAAUUAGCACUUUGAGGGAUUUCUGUGGGUUUGGUUACAGAGGUCCUUUAGCCCCAUGUCGGGGCUUUGCAGAUCAAAAUUACCUUCUCAGACAACUGGGUCAACAUCUCAAGCUUUUUUUUUUAUAUCACGGCUUGCCUUGAAGAGAAAAGCUUUUUAUUUCCUAAAAUCCAAUUGCAUCUUUUCACAAGAAAACAGAGAUUAGCAUCCAGUAAAUGAGGAUCCAACACAAGGACAGUAACCCCAACAGACUGGUUUCUGGGGUUUUGCCCAAAGAUGAAAUGUGUGUGUGUGUCUGUUUGUCAAUCUUUACAUGUGUGUGUUUGUACGUGAGCAUGUGAUAGAUGUUGAGGUGGGAGGGGGGUUCGAAUGACGACUUUUAUGGCAAUAGAAACCAUAUUCAGAGACUGCUAAAAAAAAAAAAAAGACAGGGUGUAAGAUUUACUCUACACGCACAUAUUUACACUCACACACAUUGUGUGUUUGCAUAUGUAUGUACAUAAAUGCAGUUAUAUUGUAAUGAUAUUAUACAAGCCACUUAUCUAACUAUGUUAAAACAAACCACUAACCACACAAAUGUUAUGUUGUUUGUGUGUUCUCGCUCGUUCUUCUUCUUGAUUCAUGUUGACAAGGCCCUUUGGAAAGCAGCACACUUUGUCCUUCGCUGUGGAUAAUUUAUAGAUCCUUUUGGACUACUUCUUCACAGGAGAAAAAAUAAUUUUUGUCGUAAUAUAAUAUGAAGAUGUCAGUAAAUGCAUUAACAGAAAAUAACUAAACUAGUCAGUUUAGGCUAUUCUCGGCCUUGAGCGAACCAAUGUUCAGGGAAUAACUUAGACCACUAAAACUAUUGUGAUAAAAUAGGAAAGAAUUAUUCCAAAAACAUAUAAUUUCCAAGUUGGAGAUGACAGUGGCCUUAUUAUAUUAUUAUAGCCAAUGCAACAGGGGACCAGCAAACGGUCCGCGUGUGACUCACAUCAGAAAUUGUUGAGCUGUGCGGAGCUUAAAUCCAUUUGUUUUAUUUAACGUUUUAUUCUUUGAAGUUGUAAAGAAAACUGCGGAAAACUGGAGGAUUGUAGCCCCCUACCAUGUCACAACCUUCUGUCCUCUUGCCGUGAUUUGAUUGAGCCAUAUUCAACACGUAGAUCUGCAGCACGUCCAGUGGGAGCUGCAUCGGUCUAAACAAUGAGGGGCAACUGAGACAUAAAUCUAACUUGACGUCUCUGCAGGGUUGCUCAAGUGAAGAUAAAUAAGUCUCAUUGUUUAUAUAAAUAUAUUUUCUAUAUGACUUAUAUUUGUGUAAUGUUCAGCCAAUUAAUGCCUAAAUGCAAACAUUGGGGUUUUGCAAAUCAGCAAUCUUUUCUCUGAAGUGAGUAAAGUUCUUAAUAAAUACAACUUGAUAUGUUUUUUUAUAUUGUUGCUUGGCACAAAGUGACACGGUUGACACAAUGCAGCAUACUGAACCCUGCCAUGCAACUACAGUGACAAUUUAGGUCAAUAGUUUGACAAUUGGGAAAUACUCCUAUUUACUUUCUUGCUGAGAGUUAGUGAUUGAUACUGGUCUCAUGCUUAAGGACACAGCUAGCUGGUUAGCUUAAUUCAGCAUUACAUCUGGAAGCACAAUACAUAACAUUGUAAUCAGUGAACUUUAGAAAUGCUGUUUGGUAGAUUUUGUUACCUGCACACAGAGCCAGGCUAGCUUUUUCUCCCUGUUGUCAGUCUUUAAGCUAAAAUUAGCUAACUGGCUGCUGGUGGUAGUUUCAUAUUGGCUUGACAUAUGUGACAGUAGUAUUGAUCUUCUCAUCUAACUCUCAGCUAAAAUGCAGAAUAGCUUAUUUUCCAAAAUGUCAAAACUAUUGCUUUACCAUACUAUCAAAGGUUUAAUUACAUGAGAAAUGUUUCUGAACACACAAACAAUGCAGACAAUAACAUUUCAUUGUAUUCUCAGCACUUCUGAGAACAUUACGUUAUAUACUAUAAGAUAUGCCUUGGUGUGAAUUAACUACUGAGUGAGGGACCCAGCUUUGUAUUAUAGCGCCAUUUACGCACUGAAGCCCCAAAGCCCUUUAAAGUAUUUUAAGAUCUGUAUUUAUGGAUACAGCGCAGUGCAGAUUUUUUUCUCUUUUCUUUAAAUUGUAAAUAGUAACGGUUUCUUCUCCUGUGGUAUAAUGACAAAAGUGAGGCACAUGUUCAACUCUCACAAGCAACUGAAACUGAAAUUGGUAGCAUUAAGAAACGUUAGGGUGAGACUUUUGUGGAAAAACACACAGCUGCUCUAACAAGACGAUUACAGAUUGUAAUCAACGAUGCAGCACCACGACAAACACUUACAAGUAGCUUUUACCUUUAAGAGAUGGUUAAGUCUUUAAAAAUGAUUACCAGAAUUUUUAAGAAAUUAAAGCACAGUCCUUGACAUGCUUUAUGAAGAAAGCCUUGCAUGGAAUAUUUGUUCGGAGGAGAUGAAUUCCAAGCAUUUUGAUAUGAGGAGGCAUGCCAAAUAAAGACUGGUCAAAACAUAUACAUAGAACUUUGCACGCUACAUGGAAACCAUAAUAGCUAUGCUGAGACCUGAAGCACAAAUGCCUGCUUCCCACAGCAUUCGGUGUGUGCGUUGUCCACACUCCUUCGCCUAAACACACUGAGGUUCUCCACUAUCGAGCGGAUUCAAAACAGGCAUGACAGGAAUACCAAAUGCACACUGAGUGCAUUUUUGUUUGUUUAUAGAUUGUACAUAGGCCCAAAACAUUUCGCCCAAAAAAAAGGAGCAUGAUGCAGCAGCCAGUUGGGCAGUCAUCCAUAUUCUCAAAUCCAAAACUCUGCACUGUUGAGUCGUCAAUGGAUCAUGUACAAAAUUCUGUUUUGUAGAAAAAAAAAAAAAGAUAAAUUAUUUUUAAAUAUAUUAUGAGCAUGUGUUUAGUGUAAAUAACGUCAAAGUCUAAAUUGAUUUUAUAUCUUGUAUUUUUUACUCUGUUUUUCCUUUGGGUGUUUGUUCCUAAUUUUGGGGUUGAGGCUUUGAGAAGCAGUGUAUACUUUGAACAUAUUGCAUUUCAUAUCUCAUCAUUCGCUGUUAUCUAAGCACUAACAAAUCCUAACAAACUUAGAAAUAAACUCACUUUAGCCGUCUUUUAUUCAUGUGCACGAUCAUGACACAGUUUUGAGAGUAUUCAAACACAAUCACAGUCAUCAACAAUAUCUUUUUUAUAGGAUUAAAUCUGUUUGUAUAAUCAACUAUUUUUGUGAAAGUACUUUGUAAUGUCGGCCAUCACCAUACAAUGCAUUAUAAACUCAUGAUUGUAUCGUCGUGGACUAGUUCCUACAACCUUUGGAUCACUUUGCAUCUACACGUACUCUUUGUUAGGAUUUGUACUGUGCUUGUAAAACACAUCAACCAUGUAUUGCUCUUUGUGAUGAUACUACACCAGCAAAGCUUCAUCCAUGUUCACUUAUUCAUGUCUUAUGGGAACCCUAAAUUAUUUUUCCUCUACCUCAUGUGUAUAGCUUGUAGGUAUAAACAGAUCACAAAUGACUGGUAAGAAUGUAUUUAAGUUAUUUAACAUCUUUGUAUAACAAAGGCGAAAAAAAUCUGAAAUAAUAAAUGAAUUUUUAAAUUA